Messenger RNA from Amoebophrya sp. A120, 1915 nucleotides. NCBI's taxonomy places the organism in Eukaryota, Dinophyceae, Syndiniales, Amoebophryaceae. The record is from the annotation of a GenBank genome assembly.
AUUUUCGAUCGUGAGGAGAAACGAGGUGGUCGACCUCGACGUAUGCAUCCUCCGUAAAAGCAGGAGGCCAGAUCGGUGAGGGACGGCGAUUUCGUGCAACAUGCAGAGCCGUGUCUGUGCACCGAGAGUUUUUCGGGCAUUCGUCAGCGAAUCGGAAGGAAUUCCAUUGAUCAUGCGGAGCACCUUUGUCUUUUACUUUUUGAAAGGAAAAGGCAAAUUUUUGUCGAUAUCCCUGCACAGUUAGUUGAUAGAGGUAAUUGGUAAUUCCUUGUGCACCCAGGAAUUGAAUUGACCAAUCAGACUUCGGCAAAAAAAUGUUCGGUCCAAGGACCCGCAGCCACCAGCCGACGGGGGCAUCCGUUUCGGGUAGUGAGUUUCUGCGACAGAAAAACGAUCUGUCUCAUUCGGUCUCGGCAAACAACCUCCGACAUCCGGUACCGCUUGGCCUCACGGGUGAACUGCGAGUGCACGAAAAGAAAGAGGUGGAGUUCACCAAACGAAGAAUACCGCUCUGCUUUCGCAGUCAUCGAGAUCUGGCUGGCUGCUUCGAACACAAUGCAGAAUUAUUCGAACCUAGGGUAAGAAGUACUGAUCUUUUGGAAGUGUGGUCUGCCUACUGCGAUCUCAUUUUUGUUUGUACACACCCGAACCCACUGGUCGUCCCGCCUAGAGACGGAAGUGUGAUUCUGGAUGCUUUUACGUCGAAUUACUUAGUUUGAAGAUGAAGAAUAUCGGAACCGAAAUCAGGUAAACGUCCGGAAUGAAACAGACAUGUUCUGGGACGAAAGUCUGCAGGAUAAUGUGGAAAUGUGGUACCCGCUUGACCAGAGGCCAUCCUGGGUUAAGUCAAAAGCCUACCAAAGGUAGCACGGUGAAAGUGCAUUUUUCUUCUUCAUCAAGAUCAAUGUAUGCAUAUCGCUAUCCCUAUGCUAAGCCUAAUGGCAAAGAUUGAAGUAGGUUUCGUGCCCCUUACUUCUCAGGUUCCUCUUUCACUGAUUUUCUCCAUUACAACACCAUGAUAUCGUCUCGUACAUCAAAGCAAACCUAAACCACUGAACAGACGACAGUUGAUGGGGCGGCGAAGGCAAAAAGAAGAGAUCGACUUCACGGACACGCUGGAGACGGUGCGCGCGCAACCCGCGGCUGGCAGCGUGGUACCCUCGGGCAAGUAUCCUAACUCCUUCGACUUUUCGGGCGGUAAGUCGCUCCAGGACCGAUUCUUUACCAAACAGAACUACCUGGAUGUCCCUACCGCGCCGGGGAGUAUCAAAUGAACCGCUAAACAUUUACCUCAACAGAAUUAAUGCUGGUUUCAAAUGCACCAUGGAUGACCUCUGAGCACCCAAUUACAAAAAACAUAUUUAUAAAAACGAAAGCAAGACCAUGAUCUUGUCAGGCAUUUUGCCCGAGAAAGUAAAAGUAUUAGAGAAAACAACGGAACUCUCAACCUCCGAAUUCAACAAUGCAAAAGUAAAUGUUACUUAGGCCCGGCAAAAACCACGCACACGGAAGAUUGGGCAAAAGCAUCAGUAGCCACCUGCUAUGAAAUCAAAGAGCUUUGAAUCGUUUCUCGCAACAAACCUUGAAAAACCUUCUUAACCUGCAGUAGAGAACCUUGACUCACUUUGUUUCUGUUUCAUUGACUUACUUUCAGAAUCGACACAAUGACAAUGAGAAUAGCAAUACCGAAUGCCAAUCUGGGAAAAAGACGCAACGAACCGGAGAAGGGCUGACAUUGGGCAGCCAACUCCGUAGUAGACAGAGAGCUUUUGAACUUUGAUGUAGCUUUGCUUGGCAAAAUUAAUUCUCUUCUUGAGAAUUCUUAAAUUCGUGCUAUGGAAAAAGAAAUACCUUCUUGUGUUACUAAGUUUCGUGUAUGUCAGGAGGAUACUUAUUGUUCUCUGUCGUGAUUGCC